AUGGUGACCUUUGCCAUGACCUCACUUCCUGCGGGUGUCUCAGGGGGAGUGGAGAUAUUCCCACCACACCCACCGUUCCUCACAGUCCCCCCACAGCCCACCACACCCACCGUUCCUCACAGUCCCACCACAGCCCCCACACCCACCUUUCCUCACAGUCCCUCCACAGCCCACCACACCGCUCCUCAUAGUCCCCCCACAGCCCACCACACCGCUCCUCACAGUCCCACCACAGCCCACCACACCGCUCCUCACAUUCCCCCACAGCCCACCACACAGCUGCUCACAGCGUCCCACAGCCCACCACACAGCUCCUCAAAGUCCCCUCACAGCCCACCACACCCCUCCUCACAGUUCCCCCACAGCCCACCACACAGCUGCUCACAGCGUCCCACAGCCCACCCACCGUUCCUCACAGUCCCCCCACAGCCCACCACACCCACCGUUCCUCACAGUCCCACCACAGCCCACCACACCCACCUUUCCUCACAUCCCCCCACAGCCCACCACACCGCUCCUCAAAGUCCCCCCACAGCUCCUCACAGUUCCCCCACAGCCCACCACACCCCUCCUCACAGUCCCCCCACAGCCUGCCACACCACUCCUCACAGUCCCCCCACAGCCCACCACACAGCUCCUCAAAUUCCCCCACAGCCCACCACACAGCUGCUCACAGCGUCCCACAGCCCACCCACCGUUCCUCACAGUCCCCCCACAGCCCACCACACCCACCGCUCCUCACAGUCCCACCACAGCCCACCACACCCACCUUUCCUCACAGUCCCCCCACAGCCCACCACACCGCUCCUCACACCCACCACACAGCUGCUCACAGUCCCCCCACAGCCCACCACACAGCUCCUCAAAGACCCCCCACAGCCCACCACACCCCUCCUCACAGUUCCGCCACAGCCCACCACACAGCUGCUCACAGCGUCCCACAGCCCACCCACCGUUCCUCACAGUCCCCCCACAGCCCACCACACCCACCGUUCCUCACAGUCCCACCACAGCCCACCACACCCACCUUUCCUCACAGUCCCCCCACAGCCCACCACACCGCUCCUCACAUUCCGACCACAGCCCACCACACCGCUCCUCACAUCCCCCCACAGCCCACCACACCGCUCCUCAAAGUCCCCCCACAGCUCCUCACAGUUCCCCCACAGCCCACCACACCCCUCCUCACAGUCCCCCCACAGCCUGCCACACCACUCCUCACAGUCCCCCCACAGCCCACCACACCCCUCCUCACAGUCCCCCCACAGCCUGCCACACCACUCCUCACACCCACCACACCGCUCCUCAAAGUCCCCCCACAGCUCCUUACAGUUCCCCCACAGCCCACCACACCCCUCCUCACAGUCCCCCCACAGCCUGCCACACCACUCCUCACAGUCCCCCCACAGCCCACCACACCCCUCCUCACAGUCCCCCCACAGCCUGCCACACCACUCCUCACAUCCCCCCACAGCCCACCACACCCCUCCUCACAGUCCCCCCACAGCCCAGGCCAUUGAGGAUACAGAGUUUAAGUUCUUAUCAUUGACUGGAUUAUAA
Molecule: messenger RNA, 1560 nt
Organism: Salvelinus fontinalis (brook trout)
Lineage: Eukaryota; Metazoa; Chordata; Actinopteri; Salmoniformes; Salmonidae
Exons: 9
Coding region: 1-1560 (519 amino acids)
Source: RefSeq, a predicted model, not a curated record